Molecule: messenger RNA, 755 nt
Organism: Impatiens glandulifera
Lineage: Eukaryota; Viridiplantae; Streptophyta; Magnoliopsida; Ericales; Balsaminaceae
Product: nudC domain-containing protein 2
Exons: 6
Coding region: 87-563 (158 amino acids)
Biological process (GO): protein folding
Cellular component (GO): cytoplasm
Source: RefSeq, a predicted model, not a curated record
AAGACUAUAAAACUGGUUUGAGCAAAAUUCCGAACAUAAAAAAAAACAACAACAGAAUUUGUCUUUGUAACAGCACCGGCAAGAAGAUGGCUGAAAAACUGGCUCCCGAGAAGCUUCACAGCUUUUUUCACGGAGGACAGAAGGUUUUCGAAUGGGAUCAGACUCUAGAAGAGGUCAAUGUCUACAUCACUCUACCACCCAACGUAUCCAAGAAGUUAUUCUACUGCAAAAUUGAGUCCAAGCAUGUCGAAGUUGGCAUCAAAGGAAGCCCUCCUUACCUCAAUCAUGAUCUUAACGGUCCUGUGAAGACAGAUUCUUCAUUUUGGACGAUAGAAGAUGAAAUCUUGCACAUAACGUUGCAAAAGAGAGAUAAAGGUCAGACAUGGCCUUCACCAAUAUUGGGUCAAGGUCAACUCGAUCCUUAUUCAGCUGACCUUGAGCAGAAGCGCUUAAUGCUUCAAAGGUUUCAAGAGGAAAACCCAGGUUUUGAUUUCUCACAGGCUCAAUUCUCUGGAAAUUGUCCAGAUCCAAGAACAUUCAUGGGUGGUAUCAGAACUGAUUGAAGGACAAUGGUUCUUUGGUCUGCGACAGAUAUCAACAAUACACACUCAUACGUAAAAAGGUCUCUUCUUUGCGUUAAUUAAGUUUUGAAAUGUUAAUAGAAUUAUUUUGCUUGCUGAAGGAGUUUGAAUUUCUAUAAAGCUCUCUACUUGAGAUUGCCACUUGUUUAAUUAUCAGUCCUUUAUAUAAAAGGC